GUCAGAGGUUGCACUUGCAGCUGAGCUAGUGACAGACCCACGUGUGCGCCUCUUCUGACUGAAGGUUAAAAAGAACUAUCGGCUUUAUAUUAUUGUAUUUUAUUAAAGCUUUUUAGGGGUUUAACGGACUGGGAAAACAGGAUGGACCCCAUGAAAGCGCAACAACUGGCGGCUGAGCUCGAAGUGGAAAUGAUGGCAGACAUGUAUAACCGCAUGACCAACGCAUGUCACAGGAAGUGCGUACCCCCCCACUACAAGGAAGCAGAGCUGUCCAAAGGCGAGGCCGUGUGUCUGGAUCGCUGCGUGGCCAAGUACCUCGACCUGCACGAGAGGCUGGGCCGUAAACUCACCGAGCUCUCCGUACAGGACGAGGAGAUGAUGAGGAAAGCAGCCGCCGGCACUGGGUAAACUGGGUACCGUCUCCCUGAGAGCAACCGAGAGCCGGUGGGUGGACUGGUGAGGGGACUGGAUUCAAGUUGGCUCAUUAUGGACACCUGAGAGAAGAGCCUGGGCUUUGUAAUGGUUUGAAAGGACACGUCACAGAUCUUCAGUCAGAUCCAGAAUCUAAAGUGGCUGUCAAAGUACUUUAAAUAUUUCCGCCCUGUUUGAGUUGCUGACCGAAUGCAGUGUUUGAUUGUUGACUUAUCUGUUUUAUUCAUGGUUCUGUGUCUAAUAAUAUAAAUGUAUAUGGACCA
Molecule: messenger RNA, 695 nt
Organism: Trichomycterus rosablanca
Lineage: Eukaryota; Metazoa; Chordata; Actinopteri; Siluriformes; Trichomycteridae
Gene: timm10
Product: translocase of inner mitochondrial membrane 10 homolog (yeast)
Exons: 2
Coding region: 142-408 (88 amino acids)
Biological process (GO): protein insertion into mitochondrial inner membrane
Cellular component (GO): mitochondrial inner membrane
Source: RefSeq, a predicted model, not a curated record